Molecule: messenger RNA, 805 nt
Organism: Fragaria vesca subsp. vesca
Lineage: Eukaryota; Viridiplantae; Streptophyta; Magnoliopsida; Rosales; Rosaceae
Exons: 3
Coding region: 56-805 (249 amino acids)
Source: RefSeq, a predicted model, not a curated record
GGAGAAGGAGGAGAAGCUUUGGAGAAGAGCUCGAUUGGAGAAAUCGUUCGCCAGAAUGCCUAUCAUCGGGAAGAGGAAGAAGCGAGCGGCUCAGGACUCGCGGUUCAUGGGGGACCUACAACAGCAUGUUGAGAACGUCGGCUCCACUGAUUCGCAUCCCACCCUGAUGCCGAUUGGAUCGAUACCACCAUCGGCUCCCCCAUUGAUUGUACGGCCAUCUAGUAGCAUCUCUACUACGGCGGAAUCGGCAUCGGGCACCUCCAUUAACGCUCGAUGCAAACCUAAGAGUACCACAGAUCCGCCGCAUAAAAAGAAGCGGGGGUUUUGCUCUGGAAAGAAGGCGGAGAAAAUACGCGAAGCAACGGGAAAGAAUAUCAAGUUGGAUUACGACCCCAAGACAAAAGGACCUAGCAUGAGAGGGGUCAACAACAUGGUGGUGAAGGAAAUCAGAGGGGCCAUACAAAGUCACCAGUCAGAACAGGUCGACGUGUUGGAUAAGAUGCUCAAAAUUCGGAAAGGAAAGGAGAUUAGAGGGAUGGGACGAGCAGACAUGCGAGCCUCGAGCCAGUCGUCAAUGUCUUCGACCUUACGUACUCGUGCUCCUAGUAAUGAUGAGCGGGUUCGAGAGAUAACAGAGCAUUACAAGAAGAAAAUCCGAGAGGCAGAGGAGCGUGUCGAGCAAGCUGAGCAAAUAAUUGAGCGUGUCGAGCUACAAAUGAAGACGAUGAAGCAACAAAUGGCCUUAGUCUUCUCGACGCUUGGCUGGCAACCUCCUCCUCAAUGUCAAGCGCCGCAACAACCCUGA